AUGGACCAAUCUCAGACAAAAGCACUCGCUGCGAUCCAGCCAUUUGUUCACCUCGCCACUACUACCAAGACCCCUUCCCCGCGCUUCAUUGCUGAACUGAUCAAGGGAGCGAUCUCCGCUCCUGGGGCGUACAUCUUCACCGAAUUACUUUCACUGCCAGUACUCCAGAGCUUGAGAGGCACGGAAGCAGAACCAUGGUUGACAUUGUUGGAGAUCUUCAGUUGGGGCACGUAUGAGGAGUACAAAGCCGACCCGUCUCUUCCACCCCUCGACGAAGCUCAAACCUUCAAAUUACGCCAGCUUAGCCUCCUGAGUCUGGCCUCACCAUUCGCUCCGACCAGCAACAACAACACAACAGCGAAUGCUUUGACCUACCCUGCGCUCCUCGCCUCCCUCCUGCUUUCCACCCCGCAAGAGCUAGAAUCCUUGAUCACACAGUCAAUCUACUCUGGCCUCCUCACCGCUCGUCUCAGUCCCACGUCGACUCCGCCGACCGUACACAUCAUGUCCGUGGCCCCUCUCCGUGAUCUACGCCCACACUCCCUUCCCGUCCUCUUGCAGAUCCUGCAGACAUGGGAAUCGCGCUGUGUCUCCGUCGUGAGCGACCUCGAAGCGCAAAUUGCCGCCGUUCGAGCAACAGCGCAACAGAGAGCGAUACAAGAGAGAAGCCGACAGAGUGAGGUGGACUCGCUCGUCCUGAGGGAUGACCGACAGCAGGCAUCAAGUGAGAAUGGCUUCAACGGACGUGCCGUUCGCGGCGCUGGAUUUGGCGCAGGUCAACGUCCUCCUAGUAAGCGGGAUCUUGAUCAGCAGAUGGAAGGCGAAGGGGACGACGUAGAGGAUGACUACGAGGAGGGCAGGAUGGACUUGGACGAGGGUAUCAGUGACAGUGCAGGUGGCUUUGCAGGGUUUGGAUCGCGAGGCGGCGGGAGCGGAGGUUCACGAGGUGCAAAGCGAAACCGUGGACGAGGGUCAAAAUGA
Fonsecaea multimorphosa CBS 102226 is the source of this 981-nucleotide messenger RNA. RefSeq lists its product as uncharacterized. NCBI's taxonomy places the organism in Eukaryota, Fungi, Ascomycota, Eurotiomycetes, Chaetothyriales, Herpotrichiellaceae. The transcript is spliced from 2 exons. Gene Ontology annotation, cellular component: COP9 signalosome. The coding region runs from base 1 to 981 and encodes 326 amino acids. The record is from RefSeq and is a predicted model, not a curated record.